GAAGGGCGGGGCUCCCGGCGGGAAACUCCCCUUCCAAGGCCGAGGCUCGGCUGCGCGUCCCUGAGGCGUGGUAGUGGGGUCUUGGGCGCUAGCCUAGUGGUCCAGGUCACCAGCCGCGCAGCCGCGGCCGCCAUCUUGCCCGCGUCCGGGCUCCUGCGGCGGGAGGGGCUGCGUCCUGACCGGAAGCGGCUGUGCGGCGGCGGCGCUGCCGCUUCAGGUCAGUGGGUGCGACUCGGGCUGCGCCUCCGCUCUGGGGAGCGCUGCGACUGCAGCGAAGGGCCCAAGAUAGCCUAGUUGAAAGGCCUGGGCGUCUCGGCGGGGAGUGCGUUCCGCGCUGUGGGGUCAUCGUGCCUGGCGGCCUGCUGGGCCUCACAGGGAACUAUCGGGGAUUGCGGGCGGCCGCGAGGCGCGCGGGGACCUCCUCGGGGCGCAGGGGCCGGGCUGCAGCCUUCGCCGCGGCAGGCUUGUAGAGAGCGGCGGCCUAGCCUUUCCCCUGAGGCUCAGUCAGGUGCCUGGAGCGGGAGAGUCGCAUUCAGAGUCCUGCUUUACCUGGAAUUGCAACGUGCCCUGUUCCAGUUGUACCCUAUUAAAUACUGUACUUAAACGGCGUAUCUCCCGUGCUGUUCCAGAUAUUCUGGUGAAUGAACACAGAAUCAGCAUUGCUUUCCUUUGCUGAGAAACCACUGAUGGGAAGUGAGACUUGUUAAACUUGAAGUGAAUGGACCUGAGUGGACCCUUUGCGCACAUCAGUAAACAUGAGCGGUACCAAACCAGAUAUUUUGUGGGCACCACACCAGGUUGAUAGAUUUGUUGUAUGUGACUCAGAACUAAGUCUUUAUCAUGUGGAAUCUACUGUGAAUUCAGAACUCAAAGCUGGAUCUUUACGUUUAUCUGAAGACUCUGCAGCUACGUUACUGUCAAUAAAUUCAGAUACACCCUAUAUGAAAUGUGUUGCCUGGUAUCUCAAUUAUGAUCCUGAAUGUCUGCUGGCAGUUGGACAAGCAAAUGGUCGAGUUGUACUUACAAGUCUUGGCCAAGAUCAUAACUCAAAGUUCAAAGAUUUGAUAGGAAAAGAGUUUGUUCCAAAACAUGCAAGACAGUGUAAUACCCUUGCCUGGAAUCCACUGGAUAGUAACUGGCUUGCUGCUGGUUUAGAUAAGCACAGAGCUGACUUUUCAGUGCUAAUAUGGGAUAUCUGCAGCAAAUACACGCCUGAUAUAGUUCCCAUGGAAAAAGUGAGACUUUCAGCAGGUGAAACUGAAACAACAUUAUUAGUAACAAAACCUCUUUAUGAGUUAGGACAGAAUGACGCUUGUCUCUCUCUUUGUUGGCUUCCACGAGACCAGAAACUUCUCCUUGCUGGUAUGCAUCGUAACCUAGCUAUAUUCGAUCUUCGGAAUACAAGCCAAAAGAUGUUUGUAAAUACAAAAGCUGUUCAGGGUGUGACAGUAGACCCAUAUUUCCACGAUCGUGUUGCUUCCUUCUAUGAAGGUCAGGUUGCAAUAUGGGAUCUUAGAAAAUUUGAGAAGCCAGUUUUGACUUUGACUGAGCAACCAAAACCCUUAACAAAAGUAGCAUGGUGUCCCACUAGGACUGGUCUACUUGCCACUUUAACAAGGGAUAGUAAUAUUAUUAGAUUAUAUGAUAUGCAGCAUACACCCACUCCCAUUGGGGAUGAAACUGAGCCCACAAUAAUUGAAAGAAGUGUACAGCCUUGUGACAAUUACAUUGCUUCCUUUGCAUGGCAUCCAACAAGUCAAAAUCGAAUGAUAGUUGUAACUCCCAACCGAACAAUGUCUGACUUCACUGUUUUUGAAAGGAUAUCUCUUGCCUGGAGCCCAAUUACAUCUUUAAUGUGGGCCUGUGGUCGUCAUUUGUAUGAAUGUACAGAAGAAGAAAAUGAUAAUUCUUUAGAAAAAGAUAUAGCAACGAAGAUGCGCCUUCGGGCUUUAUCGAGGUAUGGACUUGAUACAGAGCAGGUGUGGAGAAACCACAUUUUAGCUGGAAAUGAAGAUCCACAGCUCAAGUCACUCUGGUAUACUCUGCACUUUAUGAAGCAAUAUACAGAAGAUAUGGAUCAGAAAUCUCCAGGCAACAAAGGAUCAUUGGUUUAUGCAGGAAUUAAAUCAAUUGUAAAGUCAUCUUUGGGAAUGGUGGAAAGCAGCAGACAUAAUUGGAGUGGGUUGGAUAAGCAAAGUGAUAUUCAAAAUUUAAAUGAAGAGAGAAUCUUAGCUUUACAACUUUGUGGGUGGAUAAAGAAAGGAACGGAUAUAGAUGUGGGGCCAUUUUUGAACUCCCUUGUACAAGAAGGGGAAUGGGAGAGAGCUGCUGCUGUGGCAUUGUUCAACUUGGAUAUUCGCCGAGCAAUCCAAAUCCUGAAUGAAGGGGCAUCUUCUGAAAAAGGAGAUCUGAAUCUCAAUGUGGUAGCAAUGGCUUUAUCGGGUUAUACGGAUGAGAAGAACUCCCUUUGGAGAGAAAUGUGUAGCACACUGCGAUUACAACUAAACAACCCAUAUUUGUGUGUCAUGUUUGCAUUUCUGACAAGUGAAGCAGGAUCUUAUGAUGGAGUUUUGUAUGAAGACAAAGUUGCAGUACGUGACAGAGUGGCAUUUGCUUGCAAAUUCCUUAGUGAUACUCAGUUAAAUAGAUACAUUGAAAAGUUGACCAAUGAAAUGAAAGAAGCUGGAAAUUUGGAAGGAAUUUUGCUUACAGGCCUUACUAAAGAUGGAGUGGACUUAAUGGAGAGUUAUGUUGAUAGAACUGGAGAUGUUCAAACAGCAAGUUACUGCAUGUUACAGGGUUCACCUUUAGAUGUUCUUAAAGAUGAAAGGGUUCAAUACUGGAUUGAGAAUUAUAGAAAUUUAUUAGAUGCCUGGAGGUUUUGGCAUAAACGAGCUGAAUUUGAUAUUCACAGGAGUAAGUUGGAUCCCAGUUCCAAGCCUUUAGCACAAGUUUUUGUGAGUUGCAAUUUCUGUGGCAAGUCAAUCUCCUACAGCUGUUCAGCUGUGCCUCAUCAGGGCAGAGGUUUUAGUCAGUAUGGUGUGAGUGGCUCACCAACGAAAUCUAAAGUCACAAGUUGUCCUGGCUGUCGAAAACCCCUUCCUCGAUGUGCACUUUGUCUCAUUAAUAUGGGAACACCAGUUUCUAGCUGUCCUGGAGGAACCAAAUCAGAUGAAAAAGUGGACUUAAGUAAGGACAAAAAACUAGCCCAGUUUAACAACUGGUUUACAUGGUGUCACAAUUGCAGGCACGGUGGGCAUGCCGGACAUAUGCUUAGUUGGUUCAGGGACCACGCAGAGUGCCCUGUGUCUGCAUGCACGUGUAAAUGUAUGCAGUUGGAUACAACAGGGAAUCUGGUACCUGCAGAGACUGUCCAGCCAUAAAAUGUUAUCACCUUAAGAGAAACCUUCAAGUGUGGAGCUUUCUAAUAGGUGUCCUUCAUAGCUCAGAAACAUACCUCAGAACAAGUCAUUCAUGACUUCCCUGUAAUGGGAAAAUAAAUCAUUCUAUCAGAUCAGCAA
Messenger RNA from Saimiri boliviensis boliviensis (Bolivian squirrel monkey), 3521 nucleotides. RefSeq names its product meiosis regulator for oocyte development (gene MIOS). Gene Ontology annotation, molecular function: protein binding. NCBI's taxonomy places the organism in Eukaryota, Metazoa, Chordata, Mammalia, Primates, Cebidae. Gene Ontology annotation, biological process: positive regulation of TORC1 signaling; cellular response to amino acid starvation. The record is from RefSeq and is a predicted model, not a curated record. Gene Ontology annotation, cellular component: cytoplasm.